Messenger RNA from Colletotrichum navitas, 918 nucleotides. RefSeq lists its product as uncharacterized. The coding region runs from base 1 to 918 and encodes 305 amino acids. The record is from RefSeq and is a predicted model, not a curated record. Lineage: Eukaryota; Fungi; Ascomycota; Sordariomycetes; Glomerellales; Glomerellaceae. The transcript has a single exon.
AUGUCGUCCACACAACUCUCCUUCUCCCUCCGUGUCUCCUCCGGUGUCAAGACCGUCCACUUGCUCGGCUCCUGGGACAACUACGUCGGCCAGCUCCCCCUCUCCAAGGACAAGACUUCGUCCAAGUCCGGCUCGUGGAAGGGCACCUUCAAGUUCAGCGGCUCCACCCUGACCGCCGGCCAGCGCUACUGGUACUACUACAUCAUCGACGGCUACCACGUCGCUCACAACCCCAGCGUUGCCUCCACCGUAGAACCCACCACCGGCCGUGAGCUGAACAUCCUCGACGUCCCCUCCAGCGGAAAGUCCUCCAGCAAGUCAAGCUCCAAGUCCAGCAGCAGCAGCAGCUCCAAGUCAUCCUCCAAGUCGUCCUCCCACUCCUCGUCCCGCAGCUCCCGCCACUCCUCCAAGGACAAGGACGGCAAGUCCAGCCGCAGCCGCCACCGCUCCUCGUCCCGCGACAUCCCCAAGGGUCGCCCCCUCUCCGUCUCCCAGAUCAAGGCCCCCAAGCCCAUGUCGCCCCACGCUACCCAGCACAUCCUCAACAGCGACUACUGCGACGACGAGACCAUCGAGGAGCUCACCGCCCGCUUCGGCGCCGCCGGCUUCGACGAGGAGGACAUUGUCACCGACUUCUCCAGCUCCCCCGUCUCCUCCACCGGCUCCAGCCUGUCCUACCGCUCCGACAGCUCCAGCCCAAACUCUUCCCUGUCCGGCUACAGCACCCCCGGCUCCGACGUCAGCACCUGCACCUGCGAGCGCUACGGCAUCACCCGCAAGGGCGACCGCGUCAAGAUCGACUGUGGCGGCGCCCGCUGCGGCUACGGCGACAGCUCCGACUGCUCCGAUUCAGAGGAGGAGGACGACGAGGAGGAGUACGUCACCUCCACCCGCCGCCACGGCAUCGUCGUCCGAUGA